AUGUUAAUUUGUAUAAUUUCAAUUAAUAAAUAUACAAAAUAUGAUUCAAAUAAAAGAUUUAAAGAAUUGAGUGGUGAAGAAGAAGAAGAAAAGAAGAAACUUUUAAUGAAAAUUAAAGAAUUGAAUAAAUUAAAUCAAGAAUUUCAAGAUAAUUUCUCAUCAAUUCAAUCUCAUAAUAGAAUAUUACAGGAUCAAAUCGAUCAAUUACAAUUAGAGAAUAUACAAUUACAACAACAAUUAAUUAAUGGCGGUAAUGGUAGUGAUAAUACUACUACCAAUAACAAUAGUAAUAAUAAUAAUACAAAUGAUAAUUGUACAAUUAUUGGUAGUUUAGCAGAUGAAUUAAGACAAUCAAAUAUAUUUGAAAAUCAAGAAAUUAAACAACAAAAACAUGAAGAAGAGAUUAAAUUAAUUAAAGAAGAGAUGGAGAAACAGUUACAAUCAUUUUCAAUUCAACAACAAAAGAGUAUUCAAGAUAAGGAUAAAGAAAUCUUUGAAAUUAAAUCUGAAUUUCAAGUUAAAAUCGUUGAUUUGGAAACAUUAUUAUCAGAUAGAUUAGAGUUAAUUAAAGAAUAUUUAACACGUAUUGAAGAGUUGGACCAAUUGGUAUUGGUUGGUGAAUUUAAAUCAAAUGAAAAAGAUAAAAUCAUUGAGUCUAUUCAACAAUCAAUUAAUGAGAAAGAUUUUGUCAUUGGUAAACAUGUUGAAUCAAUUCAUUCCAUUCAAGAGUUAUUAGAGGUUAAAGAGAAUCAAUUAAUUGAAAAAGAUUUAGAAAUUAAAGUUAAAACUAAGCAGUUACAUGAAAAGGAUCAAUUGAUAUUAGAGUUUGAAUCAUCGAUAAUCGAAAAGGAUCAAUUGAUAAAAGAGAAAUCGGAAUUGAUUCAACGUCAAUCCAAUGAUAUCAUAGAGUUGGAGAAUACAUCCUCCACUAAAGAUCAAUUGAUUAGAGAAAAAGAUGACCUAAUUAAAGAGAAACAACAAUUGAUUAAAGAUCGUGACCAAACUAUUCAAGAGAAAGUUGAGAUCAUUACUAAUCAAACCACUUCAAUUAAUGAGCUUCAAUCGGUUACAAACGAUAAAGAUAAAAUCAUCAAAGAGAAAUUAGAUUCAAUCGAAGAGAAAUUAUCAAUCAUUAGAUCAUUGGAAUCUUCUUCAAUUAAUAAAGUUGAACAAUUUGAAAGUUCAAUUGUUGAAAAAGAUCAAAUCAUAAUUCAAUUGAAAAAAGAGAUUGAAACUAUUCGUUUUGAUCUUUCAAAUUCUAAAUUAACUCAAGAUCAAUUAAAUAAAGAACUGGAAAAGUUAAUGUCACAAUUUAAUCAAUUAGAAUUAGAAUCACAACAAAGAUUACAAUUAUUACAAGAAAAAGAUAAAUUAUUACAAGAUAAACAAAUUCAAACUGAUCAAUUAAAUGAUAGUUUAGUAGAAUUACAAUUGAAAUUUUCAACAAUCACUGAUAUUCAUAGUAAAUGUGAUUCAAAUUUAUUAUUACUUUCAAAUGGUUUAAAUGAUAGAUUCAAUGAUUUAUUAGAUUCAUUUAAUAAUUCAUUAGAGUGUUAUCAAUUGAAAUUUAAUAGAAUGGGUGAAAAUUAUAAAGAGAAAUGUUUAGAGAUUAAAAGAUUAUUAUUACAAACUAUUGAAUUUGAACAAAUUAUUGAACAAUUGAAAUUACAAAUUCAAGAGUUAACUACACAACAUCAACAAGAUAAAGAGAAAUCUGAAUUAUUAAUUGUAGAGUUAUUAGAUAAAAAAGAGGAAUUUGAUUCUAUUCAAAUUGAAUUAACUCAAUUAAAGAGUGAAAAUCAAGCAUUACAAGUUAAAGUUGAAGAGAAAACUAGAAAACAUCAAGUAUUAAAGAGAGAGCUAUCAAUGCAAAUGGAUGCAAAGAAACAAGAGGAAUUGGAACAAGAGAAAAAGAGACAAAUUCAAGAACAAAUCAAUAGAGUAGUUAAACCAACUCAAUCAAAAGAUUAUUAUAUUGAAGAGGAAGAACCAUUGAUUAACUAUGUCAAUACGAUUGAACAACUCUUGGUAGAUAAACAUAUUAAACAUGUUUUCCCAAUAGAUUCAACUAAACAUAUCAUUCAUUCAUUCUAUGAUGGUGUAUUACUUUGUAAAUUGGUUAAUUUUGCACGUGAUGGUACAAUCGAUGAAAGAGUUUUAAACAUUGAACCAACUAGUAACAUUGAAAUCGAUCAAAAUUUAAAUUUGGUUUUCAAUUCUGCAAAGGCAAUCGGUUGUGUUAUACCAUCAACUAUCUCACCUACAACUCUAAAAUCUGAUCCAAAAGAAAUGGUUAAUCUAUUAUAUGAAUUGGUUAAAGUUCAAAUAACAUCUUCAAUCAAUAUAAACACUUAUCCAACUCUAUUGGUUUUAAAAGAAACUCAUGAAGAUAUGAAACAUUUCAUCGUUCAAUCAACUAAUAAACUAUUGUUACGUUGGUUCAUUUAUCAUUUAGCUUUAGAUAAAACAAAACUAUCAUUGGAUCAAUUGGCUUCGUCACCUUCGAAUUUAAUUAAACUAUUCAUAUCGCUAGAGAAAGAUUUGGCAGCAAAUGGUGGUACAGCUCUAUUACAACAAUCAUCAGUGGACCAACAAUCAAAAGAAUCUGAUGAAUUCAAAUGGAUCAUUGAACAAUCUAAACAAACUUUUAAUAUAUUCCAAUGGUUAAAUUUAGAAUCAAUUCAAAAUAGAAAUCAAAAAUUAAUUUAUCUAUUCCUUUCAAGUAUUUUCAAAUCAGAGAAAGGUAUUGGUAUAAAAGCUUCGGAAUCUUCGACUAAAGUAAUCGAAGAACAACGUGCUUUGGUUGAAAAAGUAAAUUUAGAUGUUGAAGGUACAAGAGAAGAACGUGCUUUCUGUAUGUGGAUGAACUCUUUGAACAUUAAACCCUAUGUUAAUAAUUUACAACAGGAUCUUCAAGAUGGUUUAGUCAUUUUACAAAUGUUUGAUAAAAUUAAAUCUGGCUCUGUCAAUUGGAAAGAGGUUAAUAUUUCACCUUCAAAUGCAUAUAUGGCAUUGGAGAAUUGCAACUAUGGGAUAUCCAUUGCAAAACAAUUACGUUUCUCUCUCGUUGGUAUUGGUGGUAAAGAUAUUCAUGAUGGUAAUCGUAAAUUAACUUUGGCUUUGAUUUGGCAAGCUUGUAAAUAUCAUUUAUUAUCUUUAUUGACAAAUUUACGUCUAUCAUUAUUGAAGGAUUCCUCAAGUGGUGAUUUAUCUCUAAGUUCUUCCUCCACCUCCUCAACUUCUUCAUUCUUUAAUGAAGGUGAAAUUAUUCAAUGGGCAAAUAAAAAGGUUUUAAAACAUGGUAAAUCAACUUGUAUCACUGGUUUCAAAGAUCAAUCCAUUGGUAAUGGUAUCUUUUUGAUUGAUCUAUUAGAUUCAAUUCAAAGUGUUGUAAACUAUUCUAUCAUUACCAAAGGUGAAACUUUUGAAGAAAAGAAAUUAAAUGCUCAAUACAUCAUUAAUGUUGCUAGAAAGAUAGGUUGUUGUAUAUUUGUAGUUUGGGAAGAUCUCGUUGAAGUUAAACCUAAAAUGAUUUUAACCUUUAUUUCAAUGUUAAUGUGUUUUGAUCAAGAGCAACAACAAAAUUUAAAUAAUCCUCAACAAUUUGAAAAACUUCAAGAAAAUAAUGAUUGUCCAUUAUAA
Molecule: messenger RNA, 3642 nt
Organism: Dictyostelium discoideum AX4
Lineage: Eukaryota; Evosea; Eumycetozoa; Dictyosteliales; Dictyosteliaceae
Gene: fimC
Product: actin binding protein
Exons: 1
Coding region: 1-3642 (1213 amino acids)
Source: RefSeq, a predicted model, not a curated record